AUGGAUGUUGGCAGCUACUCCUGCUCUGUUAGCAGCCAUGAAGAAAUCCGCUCUAAUGCAUUGUGUGUGUUGGAUGAAAACUGUUGGAGUGUGACCUAUACAGACAGAAGAGUGUGUGUUUUGGAGGGUUCUUCAGUGGAUUUUUCCUGUACUUACUCACUUCCCCAAAGUUAUACAGUUAAUGAAAAUUUCUGGCAUUACAACUGGUUUAAGGAGAAGCCAAAGGAUCUGCGUCAGGAAGAGCAGUUUGCUGGUCGAGUGGAGUACAUUGGAGAUAAAGAGAGAAAAAGCACUUUGAGAAUAAGAGAUGUGAGAAAGAAUGACUCUGGAGAUUAUUACUUUCGAGUCAUCACUCAAACUGAAGGAGGGAAAUUCUCUGGGAAACCCGGAGUCAUUCUAAAUGUUACAGCUCUGCAGGUGAGCGUGAUUCCCAGUACAGCAUCAGAUGAACUGACAGUAACACUGGUCUGCAGCAGUACCUGCACUCUGCCUAACAACCCUACUUACAUUUGGUACAAGAACAGACAGCCUGUAACUAACAAACUCACCAGAGACAACAAGCUGUACCUGAAGUGCAGUGAAGAUGCAGGAAACUACUCCUGUGCUGUGAGAGGACAUGAGGAGCUCCACUCUCCUGAUCAAACACUCAGUGACUGUGGUGGAGGACCAAAGGAGAGCUCAGUGCUGAUCACAGUGGGAGUGGUGGUCUUUCUGCUUAUAAUACUCAUCACAGCAGCUGCUCUGUGGGUGUGGACGAGAAAGUCUAAAGGUGGCAGGAGCUCAGGAGAGAGUGGACAGCAUGACUCUGCUCAUGUUUAUGACAACCCCUCAGCCAUGGACAUGAGAUCUGACCCCACGAGCAGAGUGUCAGAUAAUCAAGAUGACGUUCACUACUCCAGCGUUCAGUUCAAACCCUCUCACUCACAGGAAAAGCGUCCAUCCUCCAGACACCUUGAAGAAACCAUGAAAGAGCCGGAUGUUGAGUAUGCAGCUGUGAAUUUCAGCAGACACACUGCUGCCAAAAAGCCUCUAGAUGCAGGAGCAGCUGAUGACCCAUCUCAGAUAUACAGCCAGAUCCAAAAACACAAUUCCCCAACCUGA
Molecule: messenger RNA, 1101 nt
Organism: Colossoma macropomum (tambaqui)
Lineage: Eukaryota; Metazoa; Chordata; Actinopteri; Characiformes; Serrasalmidae
Exons: 7
Coding region: 1-1101 (366 amino acids)
Source: RefSeq, a predicted model, not a curated record